This is a messenger RNA of Elgaria multicarinata webbii, 641 nucleotides long. RefSeq names its product poly(A) binding protein interacting protein 2B (gene PAIP2B). Gene Ontology annotation, cellular component: cytoplasm. The record is from RefSeq and is a predicted model, not a curated record. The coding region runs from base 1 to 591 and encodes 196 amino acids. Gene Ontology annotation, biological process: negative regulation of translational initiation. Lineage: Eukaryota; Metazoa; Chordata; Lepidosauria; Squamata; Anguidae. The transcript is spliced from 4 exons. Gene Ontology annotation, molecular function: mRNA regulatory element binding translation repressor activity.
AUGGCGUGGGCGAGGCCGCGAGCCGAGCGUGUGAGGGAGCGCGAACCGAGGGGCGAGUCCGGAGUUCGCGUCGUGGCUGAGGCGGCCGAGCAGGCAGGAGGAGCCGCAGCGAGGCAGGCCGGGGCGGGCCAGGCGGGCAGCAGCGCGGAGCGCGGAGCGAGAGGCCCUGCGCGGCCCACGGCAGAUUCCAUAAUGAUGAAUGGUUCCAACGUGGCCAACACAACCACAACUGCAACCCCCCCUGCGAAAUCCAAGGAGGAUCAGGUAGUGAAUGGGCAUGACGAGAAGGAGAACAACCCCUUUGCGGAGUACAUGUGGAUGGAGAAUGAGGAGGACUUCAACCGACAGGUGGAAGAGGAGCUUCAGGAGCAGGAAUUCCUUGACCGCUGUUUCCAGGAGAUGCUGGAUGAAGAAGACCAGGAUUGGUUCAUUCCGUCCCGCGAUCUGCCCCAGGGCGUCGGACAGCUUCAGCAGCAGCUGAACGGGCUCUCAGUCAACGAGAACACCCACAGCCAUGUAUCGGAAGACAUUUUGAGCAAAAGCACCUUAAACCCCGACGCCAAGGAGUUCGUCCCCGGAGUGAAGUACUGAAGCUUCCGGCAAACUUCGCACAGACAUUUUUUUGCCCUGGAUGGGUGGGU